Messenger RNA from Eurytemora carolleeae, 2980 nucleotides. RefSeq lists its product as uncharacterized. The coding region runs from base 165 to 968 and encodes 267 amino acids. The transcript is spliced from 4 exons. The record is from RefSeq and is a predicted model, not a curated record. NCBI's taxonomy places the organism in Eukaryota, Metazoa, Arthropoda, Copepoda, Calanoida, Temoridae.
UUCUAUUUUGUAUCCAGGGAACCCACCAUCAAUCCAUCCUAUCCUUCUACCAGUUAUAUACAAGAUCCGGACCCGCAAGAGUGGAAGAGGCUUUAUAGAUGUGGAAUUCUGAAUAGCUGAACAGAGUUUUCUGAGUCAUGUAGAAAACUUCCUUACAAGCCACGAUGUCUGUUAUCCACUUUCAUUCUUCUACCGCCAAUAAAAUCAAUCCAAUCAAUCAAGAAGAUCAGAUCAAUCAAAAAAAUCAAAGCAGGCAAGGUAAUCCAAUCAAUGGAGAAAAUCAGAUCAGCCAAGGAAAUCCUUCCCAAGAAGAUAAGUUCAUCGGAGGGAAUCCAUUCAUCGGAGGGAACCAAUUCAACGGAGGGAACCAAUUCAUCGGAGGAAACCAAUUCAUUGCAGGGAACCAAUUCAGCCAAAUCAAUCAGGAGAAUGAAUCCAAGUUAAAUAUUAUAUUUGAGGAGAAUUUUUCAAGAAUUUCCUCUCAAUCUUUUUCAUCAAACGGAAAAGAAACAAGUUUUCCAUCCACCUCUUCCCAUAGAAGCAUUACAAGGCAAAAAAAGCAAACAGAUUCUUCAAAGGUUGAGUGGCAGCGUGAAAAGGAAGAAAAAUUUGAUCGUUUUGAUUUUCUGGUAAACAAAUACGUGUUCUCUAAAGAAAUGGAUGAAAUUGCAGCUAAUAAUUGCAGAAUGUUUGAAAGAAUGAGAAACGCUUCGUCAGCUCCUAAGAAGACGAAGCUAGAAAUGAAGAAUGAGUCAAUAAACGAAAAGGAACGGGAAGAAUUGUUCCUUGAUAUCGAUGAAGUGAAUAUGAGAGAUAUCUAUGAUGCUAAAGAUAUCGAUGAUGUGAAUAUGAUAGAUAUCUAUGAUGAUAAAGAUAUCGAUGAUGUGAAUAUGAUAGAUAGAUAUCUAAACUCAUUUGAUGAAACCCUUUUCACAGAUGAAAACAUCAUCAAACAACCUCACUUUUAAAGGGACUGUAAUUGGCAUGUAUUCUAAGUGACCCUGCAGGCAAUGCUGACAAUGCCUGAUUACAAUACAGCCUGUACCCUUAAUAGCUUUGUAUGAUCAAAUAUGAAUUAGAUUUCAUUGUUUUUAAUUCUUUAAACGAUAUAUUUUCAUUUGCAGUUUCUAUGGGAAAGUGACUUGCGAAUUUCUUGCUUUUAAGAAUGGUAAAAAAAAACAAUGGUAUCUACCACAUUUGUAACAAGAUUACGGUUUCAAGGAUAUCAUUUUAUAUCAGGCAUCUUUGUAUGGAGGGUCACUAAAAAUUACGCUUUCAGUCAACCCGACCUAUCAAAUACUCUGUGAGAUUUGAGUAACAGUACUUAUUCUCUUUUACUGGAUAUGUUCGAUUCAGAUUGGUUCAGCGUAAUUUCAAUUAACCCUCAAAUGCAAAAAUUGCAAUACCCAAUUCACAACUGUACCCUUGAAACUUUUCUCUAAUAAAUGAUGUGGAAGCUACUGUAGUUUUUCUAGGCUUUAAAAUUGGUCAAUUCCUUUAUGUUUUCAUGCAGUAGAAAUGCACAAGUCAUUUCAGUAGUAUUAAUCUGUUUUUAAACAUUUUUAUCUAACCAUACUUAAUUGGACACACCUUUUUAAGAGUACCGAUGGAAAUUGGACAUUGCCAUCUUUUUAUGGAGAGUAACUCAAAAUUACGCUUACAGCCCCUUUAAAGAAAACUGCAAUUGUUCAAACAAUGUUAAUAUAUUAUUAUUUUGAGGGGAUACAUCAAGAUACAUUACCCACCACCCCCCCCUACCUCUAAAUUUUUGAUGUAUCAGAUAUGUAAUUUUCAAUACGUAUAAUUAUCUAAGUAUCUAAUUAUCCUGACCAGAUGUAUUAUAGACCAAGGCCAAAUGCCAAGAUAAGCUAAGAUCUUCAAAAUAUAAUGAUUCAAGACAACAGUAACACUACCACAAAGAUUUAAGGCUUAUUUUAUACUUAAAAAAUUUACUUAAUUACAUGAUGAAUCUGUUAUAUUUCAAAACUCAACGGUCGGCGAUUAUAUCAAUACAAUAAAGACGACUUUUAUAAAUAAUGUUUUGAGCCCUAACAAGGGUUUUUUUGAACUACAAGCAAACAUAGAGAGAAAAUGUUCAUUUACAACUUCUUUUGGUUGACAUGUUUUUGUGUCUCUGCUGAUUGAACAUUUGGUAAAAAUCAAAAUUGAAAUAGAAAGAUCGUCUUUCUUGUGUGUUAACAAAACUGCAAGAUACACUUAACUCCUCUUUAGAACUAAAAACAUUAGUGUAUUUAGAUUAUACAGGGUUCACCAAAAAGAACGAAACUAUAGAGACAACCUGAAACUCUUUAAAUAUGACAAUUCCAAGUUAAAUUCAAGUCUUCUGUCUUGAAUACUCUUAUUUAAUGCCUUGAUGCUUCUCUAUGCUUACAAAAGAAUUAAACAAGUUAUUUAUAUUUUAAUGGUAAUCCUGUAUACCACAGAGCCACAGCAUGUGUGUUAACAAAUAAUUAUUCAUGUGCUGUGUAUAUUUAUAAUUAAAAUGUAAGUAACUACUGUGGUAGGCGAUUAUAUCAAUAUAAUGAAGACGACUUUUUUAUUUGUUUCCAUGUUUUUGUGCAUCCAUUCUGUGUAAAUGAUUGAUGUAAAUUAAAACUGAAACUGAAAGUCGUCUUUAUUAUAUUGAUAUAAUCGCCUACCACUAUAAUAAAACGCAUAAACCUGAUAUAAAUCAGAACUGUUUAGAUUUAUUAAUUAUUUAGAGGCAUAACACAGGUAGAAUACAAGUCGUCUUUACUGUUUCUAGCUAAAACAGCUUAGCUUUGAAAUAUAUAAUUUGUAUCUUUAAUAUUAAUGAAAAUAUUUCCCCAAAAGUGUCAUCGAUAUGCAGGGUAGUCAACAAGGAGGAGACCGCAAAGACGACCUGAAACUUUAAAAAUGUGACGAUUCCAGAGUUUAUAGUUUAUAGUUAUAGGGAGAUGCGAGUGCGAGUAAAAGGAAACAGAUAGUUUCAAUUCCG